AUGAUAAUGGGCUAUUUAAAAGUUACGCAUAAUAAUCAUAAUCAUAGACAACAAUACGCACUGUUAGCUAGUUUUACAAUUUGGUCAACCAUUGCAUUGAUAAGUAUAUUAAACUUUUAUUCAACAUUUAUCGGUAAAUAUCGAUUUUGGACUAGUAGUCUAAACUAUUUGCAGCUACAGUUUCGCCAAUUGGACGACCAGUUUGCCCGGGCGUGUCGUCACCAAUCAGGCAAUAUCCGUCACGUAGUGCGUGCAAUACACCGACACCGCGUGUGUACGUGUUAUACCCGUGAAUUAAAUCGGGUAAUCAAUCGGUUAUUAUUUUCGCUACACUGGUGCGCUGCCUCAUUGCUCAACAUUGCCCUAUAUUUGGCACUGUCACCCGGUUAUCGGCUGACCAAUCGGGUAUCGGCCGGUAUUAUAUUUGUGGUAUUGUCUACAAUGAUAUUAUCGAUUAACUACAAGUGCGCAUCGGUUACCCAUUACGCCCAUCGACCCUAUCGUCGACUAUACAGACUGUUGGCGUUAUCGUCUACUACUAUCAAUGGGAGGACAGUUGGUAUGGGUGUGGGUAUAGAUGGCAGUCCCACAUCAGAUAAAAUGGACUUCGAGUGGCGCACACAACAAACGUUUCAAUAUUAUACUGUCCAUGAAUUACGUCAAAUACUUGACUUAAACAAUGAGGUUAUCAAAGCCGAAAUGAAAUUACAGGGCUACAAAUACCAGCUCCAGGGCCUGCAUAUUGUCCAACAAUUUUACCAGAAUAUUACCCAUUUGGUCGACAUACUGAUGCCCGUUGCCUACGCCCGUAUGGACGAUGCCUACCCGUCCAACAGUACAGCCUCGCAGAUAAUCUACAUGUAUUUGGCCCAAAAUACGGAGGAUUAUCGCUGGUUGGGUAACAAAUUGGAUGUCCGACGAAAAAACGAGAUCCGUUUGUCGGCACCGUUGGCUACACUCAAGCACCGUUGGCUAUUGCUACAAAAUGAUCUACUUGAUCGUAUACUAUGGGCAGCCAAUUAUAUUCAUAAUAAAGGUGAUCUAGCUGAUUUAUUUUGGGCGCCCAUACACUAUAAGAUUCACGAUAUGUUUCAGCAAAUGUUUAACAAUAUUAACGGUGAAAUCGGCAAACUUGACGACCAAGACAUCAAAAAAGCUCAAACAUUGCAGAUAUUUAUUGAAGAUAUCGGUAUAUUAGGGAUAUAA
Messenger RNA from Oppia nitens, 1206 nucleotides. RefSeq lists its product as uncharacterized. Lineage: Eukaryota; Metazoa; Arthropoda; Arachnida; Sarcoptiformes; Oppiidae. The transcript has 4 exons. Bases 1 to 1206 code for a protein of 401 amino acids. The record is from RefSeq and is a predicted model, not a curated record.